This is a messenger RNA of Tachysurus vachellii, 1487 nucleotides long. RefSeq names its product ADRM1 26S proteasome ubiquitin receptor (gene adrm1). Gene Ontology annotation, molecular function: ubiquitin binding; proteasome binding; endopeptidase activator activity. The transcript has 10 exons. NCBI's taxonomy places the organism in Eukaryota, Metazoa, Chordata, Actinopteri, Siluriformes, Bagridae. Gene Ontology annotation, cellular component: cytoplasm; proteasome regulatory particle, lid subcomplex; nucleus. The coding region runs from base 114 to 1352 and encodes 412 amino acids. The record is from RefSeq and is a predicted model, not a curated record. Gene Ontology annotation, biological process: ubiquitin-dependent protein catabolic process.
CCUAACACACGUCCUAUCCGGUGCGUCCCGGAAGUUUCAGUACAGACUAAUCUAGUAGGCUUGACCAUUUAUACUGAGCAUUAGACUUCUGGACAUAUGAACUAAUUUAAAGGAUGUCCUCAGGUGCACUCUUUCCCAGUCUGGUUUCGGGCUCACGUAGCUCAUCCAGUAAAUACCUGGUGGAGUUUCGUGCAGGUAAAAUGACCCUGAAGGGCAGCACAGUGACUCCGGACAAGCGUAAAGGCACCGUCUACAUCCAGCAGACAGACGACUCGCUUAUCCAUUUCUGCUGGAAGGACAGAACCACUGGCAAUGUGGAUGAUGACUUGAUCAUCUUCCCUGAUGACUGUGAGUUUAAGAGGGUGAGCCAGUGCACUACUGGACGAGUGUAUGUGCUUAAAUUCAAGGCUGGGUCUAAAAGGCUGUUCUUCUGGAUGCAGGAGCCCAAAACAGACAAAGACGAGGAGUACUGUCGUAAAGUGAACGAGUAUCUGAACAACCCACCAAUGCCAGGUUCUUUGGGCAGCGGGGGCAGCAGUGGACACGAGCUCUCUGCUCUGGGAGGAGAAGGUGGCCUGCAAAAUCUCUUGGGCAACAUGAGCCAUAACCAACUCAUGCAGCUGAUUGGCCCAACAGGACUGGGUGGACUUGGUGGGCUUGGUGCUCUUGCCGGACCAGGUUUGGCCAGUCUGUUAGGAAGUGGUGGUCCAACCAGUAGCAGUUCCACCUCCAGCCAGUCAGCAGCUGCCACACCGUCCUCUGGAUCUGCUGCUCGUUUGGGCUCCACUCAGGCACCCACCACCCCACUGACACCCGUUGCGACCUCUACAGACUCUCCAACUUUGACCCCCACGACCCCAGCCUCCCAAAGCUCUUCCCUAUCAGCAGCAGUGGGGAGUCCAACACAGCCCAUCCAGCUGAGCGACCUGCAGAGCAUCUUGGCCACAAUGAACGUGCCUGCCAUGAGUGCCGAGGGACAGGGAGUGGACCUGGCGAGUGUGUUGACUCCUGAUAUUAUGGCUCCUAUUUUAAUUAAUCCUGAUAUACAGCAGAGACUCCUGCCAUAUCUGCCUUCAGGAGAGUCACUACCACAGAGUGCUGAGGAAAUUCAAAAUACACUCACCUCACCACAGUUUCAGCAGGCGAUGAGCAUGUUCAGCAGUGCACUAGCGUCUGGGCAGCUCGGUCCUCUCAUGAACCAGUUUGGACUGCCUUCAGAUGCAGUAGAUGCAGCUAACAAAGGGGAUGUGGAGGCUUUUGCUAAAGCCAUGGAGAACAGCAGCGGAAAGACGGACGAGUCGGAUGAGGCCAAAGAUAAAAAGGACGAUGAUGAGGACAUGAGUCUGGACUAGUUAAAAGUCAGUAAAUAAAAAUGUAUGUCAGAUUAUAGGUCCAGCUAGUCUCUGUUAAUGAAGUGUCCAGUUCGAAGACAUAUGCCUGUAUGUUUCAUCAGUCUGAAACAAUUAAAGACUUGACUGAAUAUUUAA